UGUAAAUGCUCUAGCUAACACAUUGUUUGUGUUCCUGUCAACGCUCCUGGAGUUUGGAGCAGACGAUACCUUCUGAUUGUCAAAACGUAUAUAAAUACAUAAAAUGUAUCAUUAAACUAAAAGCGAUCAUAUGUUUUAGACGAAAAUCUCUGAAACUAUUAUUUAUUAGGAAUCAUUUAUAAGCAGAUAUGUUAGAAAAUCUUGCUGCUAAAUUAUGUUUACUUUUGCCAGAAAAGGCACACUCAGCGGAACAAUGGAAAUUGUUAGGACAGGAAAAAGAUGGAUCACUGUUAGUUGGAUGGACAGAGGAAACUCUAGAGGAGAGUGUGAGCACAUUGUAUACUGUUAUAGGCCAUUAUGACCGGAUUAAUGAUAAAUUACAAGUGUUGCACCAAUUCUCAGAAGUAUUAAAUAUUGUACAAGCAACAAUAAAUCAAAGUAGAACUGUUUUUGGGUAUGUGAUAAAACAAAAAGUUAAUUUAGAUAAAAGUAUAGAAUCUGAAGAAGAAAAGGAUCAAAGUAUAUCAACUGAGAUCGAAAUGUAUGAAGCAUAUGUAGCAGAAUUAAAAGGAGAGGAAGUAAAAAUCCAUAAUUUAGAUGCAAAAAGGUCUAAGCAAGUGAGAAUUCAAUUCUUAUAUAAAGAAAAAGAACAUGGCAAAUGGGACAAAUUCUUGUUAUUAAUUCACCAAGAAUGUAUUCUAAUAUAUACCAUAUUGUUUGAUACAUCUACAUCAGAUUUUCAACCAAUACAGGAAUUAAAAUCUGAAUCACUGGUUAAAGAAUUUAUUUGGGCUCAAUGGGAUAUGAUAAAUCAGGUUUUGUAUCAUAUACAUCAUAGACGAAUUCCAGUGAGUUUAGAUUCAGAGGAUGAGGAUGGGAAAGAAAAUAAAUCUGUGAGAACCAAUCCAACGCUUAGCGGUCUUCAAUUUCAUGCCGAUCUGCCACAUGAAACAGUGCUGAAUAUACCACUGAAUUUGCCACAGUUAUCAACUUCUUCUAAUUGUGGAACUUACGAAGAUGAUGUGAUACCUUUAAGGGUGCAUGACUGCUCCUUAGAUCUCAUAGUCAUUUCUGAUUCCAAAGGAAUGGUCUGUGUCUGCCAUCACUAUUUAUAUCGUCCAGUAAAGCCACAACAGCAUGUACUUAACUCAUUGAGUGAAUCUAAUACAGUACAUUUUGCAUAUUCGGUAACGCUUCUUCAUCAUAGUUGUGUAAUCCAUUGUGUGAUACCAGGCAUACCGUGGUCUCAGGCUAAACUCAUACGUCCAACGUUUGCAAUAUAUGAACAUGAUUAUAUUAUUGUUCUUGUGCAAGGUUUAUUUACCCAUCUUCUUGAAAUUGGAACGAAUCAUGAACCAUGUUGCCAUAUACUGUGUGGUCCUCUAACUACUCUGCCAUCUCAUGCUUCUUAUUUAGUGCCACUACUUGAAUUAGAAAAUAAUAAUAAAGGAAGCAAAAAGAAAUAUGACAUAGCCGCUUUAGAAGGAAAUACAUCUCUUUCUAAUGUCAAUAUACUAACAAUAGACUUACCUACGCUGGAUUUAGUACAAUUAACAAUCUCUCCCGAUUUUCUUACUGAAGUAUUUCGUAAAGAAACUUCGGUCGAAGUACGCUUGGGAAUAUUGCAUUACUUUCUUUGUCAUAAAAACGAUUUAGAUAUUAUUUCGGAAUUAGUAUGCACAAUUGCAGAGAAACCUAGAUCCUUGGAAAUUGUACGAUAUAUGCAAGAAAUUCUUAUCGGUGGUUCAUAUGCUUUAGUGCAAAAAAAUUUAUUAGCAGAUGCUAUACCUCUACUGGCAUUGCUACCUGUUACAACUAUGGAAGAAUACACAAGUUUUGAAAUUAAAGUGAACGAUUUAAAUAUAACAUUGAGUCAUGAGAAACUUUGGAAUACAUCAGUAAUGUUGCUUUCGCCUCAGCAAAGAUUAAUUCCUUACCGUAGCGAUUUGUGGACCAAAUUAUGGGAUCAACUCAGUAAAAAUAAUGGAGACAAGGCAAGAUUCAAACCAAGCAAAAUUGCUGAAAAAUUGUUAGUUUCUUUAGCAUGUUAUCAACCUGAGGCACUAUCCAGAUCCAGUACUCCAAUGUCUCCAAGUGGAGGAUUAGUUGUAGCUACAGUAUCACUUGGAGAUUUAACAAGUGGUCGCAACAGUAAAUUGCUAGAUUCAGGUUUACCGUUUAAUGAAAUGGAAAGCUGUACUGCCUCAAAACAAGAACAUAUUGUAUCCGUAAAUUUGCGAGAAUUAUCCAUGUACUUAUUAAAACAUGGUACACAGACAUCAAUAACACAUAUUCAAGGAUCGUGUACUCCGUUACAUGUCCAUGCUAUGGCAACUAGACAUGUAGCAGCGCAAUUAGAAACUUCACGAGUCCUCUGUCAAAUGUUAUGCCGAGCUGCCAGCGUGGACCCACGAAUUGAACAAGAACGUGGUUUUAUUCUCGUUGAUCAAUUGGAUGAAGUACGACGGUGGUUAUUGUUUGUAUUAUUAGAACGGUAUAGACGUGCAAUAGAAAGCAUAGCAUUUCCAGCACCGCAAGGAUUUACAUCAUUCUUUACUUAUCUUGGAUACAGAAGUUUAAAAUAUCCAAUGUUUUUGCAAUAUGUACAACGAUCAGUAUUUGAGUUACAAGUUGAUGUCAGUAAAAUUAUUAUGGCUGAUAUCGGUGAUACAAAAGAAAACGUUAUUCGUAAACUAACUUUACUGUCUUUAUUACCAAGAUCGCGAGCUAAAAGGCUUCUGAAUCAAUGGUUGCAUCCUGUAAGUUUUAUGUUGAGAGCUCGUGAACACGCUGCUAAUAUUUUGUCUGGUGAAGUGUGUCAAAAUCGCGGCAGGACAUUGCAGUACAAAAAUCAUCACAAUGGUUUAGCUGCAUUUCCAUCUGCAGAUCGUUUAUCCCCAUUAGAUACAUUCCUUGAUCUUCUUACAGCAAAAGCUAGUUUAACCGAGUUAGAUUUUGGUCUACUUAUAGAAGCUACAGUAACAUCUACAGAAGACUUCUUGUAAGUAAAUAUAUUUUAAUUAGUUAUUAAUUGAAAUGGAUUACUAUUACAGGCAUUCUUAGAUGUAUUUAUAAUCAAAACAAUAGUGCAAAUAAUCUUUCAAAUAUACAAAGUGCCAUUAAUAUCUCUCAAGUAUUUACUAUUUAUAAAUGUAGCUUUAAUCGCAUUUUAUAAAUUUUUAUGUAUUCCUUUUUUUAAAUUUCACAUGGUAAAUUUGACAUUGGAAUAGGGUAAAUAUAAUUUAUUUGACAACUUCUCUUUAGUCAAUGUUACUUGGAGACUGGUUAAUAUUAUAGACUGGACUAUCAAUAUUAUAGUUUAAUACAUGUUUCACAGCAACUAUAAUCUUCUUUUGUACGUAUUAAUUGACUAGUUCAGGUUUUUUAUUACAUUGUUAUAAUUUUAUAUUCAUAUUGUUAACCAAUUAAUAAUCAAAAGAUUAUGUGAUGUUAUGUACUUAUAUUAAUUUUGAUAAGUUUGUGUUAAAUGUAUGAAUAUUAUAUAACUUAAUUAAAUUUGAAGUUGUUACAGUGAUAAGUUAGAAAAAGAAUUAUUAUCUUUUUGUGUAAAUUAUACAAAUUUUUAUGUAUACAUGUUAAUUUGUUAACAAAGUUUUGGUCUCAUUAAUGAUUAUUGUUAGUGGUAUAAUAUUCAAUACUUUUAAUAUGUUUUACAUAAAUAUAAAUUGUAUUGUUAACGUGUAAACAUGC
Messenger RNA from Osmia bicornis bicornis, 3711 nucleotides. It is a transcript of the gene pigeon, whose product is annotated as protein pigeon. NCBI's taxonomy places the organism in Eukaryota, Metazoa, Arthropoda, Insecta, Hymenoptera, Megachilidae. Gene Ontology annotation, biological process: positive regulation of amyloid-beta formation. The record is from RefSeq and is a predicted model, not a curated record. The coding region runs from base 189 to 3005 and encodes 938 amino acids. Gene Ontology annotation, cellular component: trans-Golgi network. The transcript is spliced from 10 exons.